Closterium sp. NIES-65 is the source of this 3438-nucleotide messenger RNA. The record is from the annotation of a GenBank genome assembly. Lineage: Eukaryota; Viridiplantae; Streptophyta; Zygnematophyceae; Desmidiales; Closteriaceae.
AUGAUCGCCUCGUUCUUAGUGUUCCACAAGGAAUGGAACGGAGAGGAGGAGCGAGAUCUCUUACAGGGCAUCUACAAAGCGGCUCCUAGGGGCUUCCUACAGCUGCAUUACCCCUUAAACCCUGUCCCUUCCCAGGCGAGGUACCUUCAGUACAUAGCCCACUGCGUCAGCUCUUUACCCCACGGGUUUAUUGAGAGGGAAAGCAAGGACAAGAAGGGGAAGGGGAAGGGAAAAGGGGUGGCGGAGGAGGAGGGCAGCGAGUGGGGGAGCCAGGUGCUGGUUCCGUCUUCUAGAGAGGGGUGUCUGGGAGCGAGCAGCAGCCGGAUGGUGACUCUAGACUGUGUGAUUAUGCGCGGUGUGCCACAGCUGGACGCUAGAGGCGGGUGCUGCCCUGUGAUCAGAGUGUUUGGGCGCGAUCCUGGCCUGCCGGAGAACCGAGACUCGGGGCUGCUGUUUCUGAGCGCGAGGCAUGGCGUGAAUCGAGCCAAGUACUACCUGCAGGUGAGGCAAGGGGUAAAGAGAUCUGCUGAGUGCUACCUGCAGGUGAGGCAAGGGGUAAAGAGAUCUGCUGAGUGCUACCUGCAGGUGAGGCAAGGGGUAAAGAGAUCUGCUGAGUGCUACCUGCAGGUGAGGCAAGGGGUAAAGAGAUCUGCUGAGUGCUACCUGCAGGUGAGGCAAGGGGUAAAGAGAUCUGCUGAGUGCUACCUGCAGGGAAGCGGAGGUGGUGAAGAUGGAUAUGACGGCGGUGGUGCAGGGCAGGGCGAUGUGGUGAUCGAGUGUGUGCAUGUGGGUCAACUCACAAGUUCCCCGCACACACCACCUCCCUCCCCACCCACCCUGCCCCCCUUGCGCUCCCCCUUCCAAACAGCCAGAGGGAGGGAAGCGGAGGUGGUGAAGAUGGAUGUGACGGCGGUGGUGCAGGCCGAUGUGAUGAUCGAGUGCGUGCAUGUGGACAUGGAGUGGGGAGGCGCCGAGCAGAUGGUCGACUCGACCGAAUGGACCCCCUCCUCAACCGCUCCCCUCCUCACCUGCUCCCCUCCCCUUUUUUCCCUUUUUUACAACCAGAGGGAAGCGGAGGUGGUGAAGAUGGAUGUGAUGGCAGUGGUGCAGGGGGACGUGGUGAUAGAGUGCGUGCAUAGAGAGGCGGAGGUGGUGAAGAUGGAUGUGAUGGCGGUGGUGCAGGGGGACGUGGUGAUAGAGUGUGUGCAUGUGGACAUGGAGGGCGCGGGCAGCGAGCAGAUGGUGUGGCGAGUGGCGUUCAACACGGCCCACGUGCGAUCCAACAUGCUCGUGCUCUCGCGGGACGAUCUCGAUAUUCUCUGGCACACAAGGGAGCGGUUCACGCAGGACUUCAGAGUGGAGAUCCUUCUGACGGACCGGGAGUCCAAGGUACUGCCUCCACCAGCCGCCACCUCCCUGGCAGCAGACGACUUCGGCGGUCUACCCCUCGAUUCCUUCCUCAAGCUCAAGGAGGCUUUUGAGGAUUCCAAUUGGUCGCAGGACGACAGCUCACGCGCCCUAGAAGAGAUCCGCCACACCAUCUACUCCGCAGCCAGUACCAAGAGGAGAAACCGCCGGAGUGGAGGGUUGCGGGUUCGAACCCGGGUGCCGGCAGGUGGGAAGUGGGGCCCAGGAGGGGCGGGGUUUGCAGGGGAUAUGCUAGAUGAUAGCGAUUAUGCUUCGGAUUUGGAUUCAGCUGAUACUUCUCCGACGUUUUCGAGCAUGUUGCAUUCAAGGGAUGGGAGCCCGUCGCCAUCUCGGCCGUUUGGGAGUGGUUUAGGGUUUGGGAUGUUUGGGUUUCCGGGCGGGAAGGUGCGGAGGAAGGUUGGGUCGGAGAUGGUGUUGCCGCCUGGGUUGUUGUUUGCGGAGCAGACUUAUACGGAGGAGGAGGGGCUGACGAGGAGAGAGAGGGCGAGUGCGGGGGAUUUGAAGAUGCUUUGGAGGAUGUCGAAACGGGUGCCGGGGUUUAAGUUGCCCGAGAUGGGUUUGCUGGGGCAGAAGGGACUGGAGAAGGGGGAGGAUGAGAAGAAGGAAGAGGAGAAGGAGGAAAAGAAGGAGGAGAAGGAGGAGGAGAAGGAAGAGGAGAAGGAGGAGAAAAAGGAGGAGAAGAAGGAGAAGAAGGAGGAGGAGAAGGAAGAGGAGGAUGAGGAGGAAAAGGCGGCUGCUGCAGCUGCUGCUGCUGCUGAGGCUGCAGCAGAGAGGAAGAAACAGGAGAAGCUGAGGAAGGCUGAAGAGAGGCGGAUGGAGGCUGAGAGGAGGAGGUUAGAGGAGGAGGAAGAGGAGAGGAGGGAGGAGGAGAGGUGGAAGGAGGAGCAGAGGAGGAGGCAGGAGGAGAGGGCAGCUAGAAAGGCAGCAUUAGCUGCAAAGAUGGCUGAGCCAGAUCCGCCCAGUCCCAAAGUAGCCCCCCCGCCCCCGCCUCCUCCCCAGGGGGGGGACCUCCCCCUCCUCCUCCGCCUCCCCCUCCCCCACCCCCUCCCCCAGGCGGAGGCGCUCCUCCCCCUCCCCCUCCACCCCCUCCCCCACCCCCUCCCCCAGGUGGGGGUCCUCCCCCGCCCCCUCCCCCGCCUCCUCCCCCACCCCCUCCCCCAGGAGGGGGUCCUCCCCCGCCCCCUCCCCCGCCUCCUCCCCCGCCCCCUCCUCCAGGGGGUGCCCCUCCUCCUCCUCCCCCUCCUCCCCUUCCGCCAGGGGGGCGGGCCCCCCGCCUCCUCCGCCCCCUCCACCUCCUCCCCCAGGUGGUGGCCCUCCCCCUCCUCCCCCCCCACCCCCUCCCCCAGGCGGGGGCCCUCCCCCGCCUCCCCCUCCCCCUGGCGGGCCCAGAGGACCUCCCCCUCCCCCUCCCCCUCCUGGCGGGCCCAGAGGCCCCCCACCCCCUCCCCCUCCCCCUGGGGGGGGAAAGGGUCCCCCCCGCCCCCCCCUCCCCCAGGGGGCAAGGGCGGACCACCUCCCCCUCCCCCGCCCCCAGGGGGAAAAGGCCCUCCAGGCCCUCCCCCUCCCCCCGGAUUGAAGGGCCCCCCUCCUCCCCCCGGGUUCAAGGGGAAGGGUCCCCCUCCCCCCCCCGGGUUCAAGGGGAAGGGUCCACCGGGGCCCCCUCCCCCCGGGGGGUUCAAGGGGGGGUUUGCAGCUGCUGCGCCCCCCCCCAAGAAGAAGACCCCCCUGAAGGCGUUUUUCUGGGGGAAGGUGACGCGAGUGGUGGAGGGGAACAUGUGGGCGGAGGUGCAGAAGGAGGAGCAGGUCGCUGCUACCCCCAAGCUGGACCUGGAGGCGCUAUACCCAGAGCUGGAGGAUCUGUUUUCUGCCGCCCCUCCCCCCAAGAAGAAAGACACCGGGCCCAAGAAGGAGGCCAAGCCGCAAGCACUCUCUCUUAUUGAUAUGAAGCGAGCCAACAAUUGUAUGAUUAUGCUUUCCAACAUGAAGCACCUCAAAUACAAUGAGAUUGUG